CCCUUUCUAUUCCCUUCGUGCUGCACGAAACCGAGCACCCGAACCCUAACUUAAGCUAUCCGGCGACGAGAACCCGUCAGGAACAGGAGAGCCAGCCCCCGCGUCGUCCUCCGCUCGGGCGACACGGGAGGCCCCCCAGCCCUAGCGCCGCCACUCUCUCCUCCUCUAUUCCCCCUCGCCGUCGCCGGAGGAGACUGCCGAAGGCCGGCGCGAAGGAUGGCGGCGGCGGGGCGUUUCUCCGGCAUUUCUCCUUCGUUUGCUCUCUCGGUGUUCAGAUCUGAGCGGGUUUUGUGUCGGGCGGCUCAAGUUCCAGCCGCGGGGUUACUGGGGCGGGCGCAGUCCCCCGCGCCGUCGUCUUCCUUGUCCCUGGCGUCGUCGGGGGCUGUGCUCGGCGGUUCAACAUUUGGUCCUGCACUCCUGCAGGUGCAGCCAGUUCCAAAGAUGGCUCGUCGUGGAUUGAUGGAACAGGACUUAAGCAAACUGGAUGUGACGAAGCUUCACCCCCUGUCACCUGAAGUUAUCUCACGCCAAGCAACAAUCAAUAUGGGUACCAUUGGCCAUGUGGCUCAUGGAAAGUCCACUGUUGUUAAAGCUAUAUCUGGUGUUCAGACUGUUCGGUUCAAGAAUGAGCUGGAACGUAACAUUACUAUAAAGCUGGGUUACGCUAAUGCAAAAAUCUACAAAUGUGAGGAUGACAGAUGUCCGCGACCAAUGUGCUACAAGGCCUAUGGAAGCGGAAAAGAAGAUAGCCCUCUAUGUGAUGUGCCUGGAUUUGAAAACACUAGAAUGAAACUCCUGAGACAUGUUUCUUUUGUUGAUUGCCCGGGACACGACAUUCUCAUGGCUACAAUGCUUAAUGGAGCUGCUAUCAUGGAUGGAGCUCUUCUUUUGAUCGCAGCAAAUGAAAGUUGUCCACAGCCCCAGACAUCAGAGCAUCUUGCUGCUGUUGAAAUCAUGCGUCUUCAACAUAUCAUCAUUCUGCAGAACAAGAUCGAUCUUAUCCAGGAAAGCGCAGCGAUGAAUCAGCAUGAAGCAAUCCAAAAAUUCAUCCAGGGAACAAUAGCUGAAGGUGCACCUGUGGUGCCUAUAUCCGCCCAGCUGAAAUACAACAUUGAUGUUAUCUGUGAAUACCUUGUGAAGAAAAUCCCCAUCCCUGAAAGGAACUUUACCUCACCUCCCAACAUGAUUGUUAUUCGCUCCUUUGAUGUUAACAAGCCUGGUUCAGAGGUCGAUGAAAUCAGGGGUGGUGUAGCUGGUGGUAGUAUUCUCAGGGGAGUCCUGAGGGUGAACCAGAAGAUUGAAGUUCGCCCUGGCAUUGUCAUGAAAGAUGAGACUGGAAACAUCAAGUGCACCCCAAUCUACUCAAGGAUUGUCUCACUGUACGCUGAGCAGAAUGAACUCCAAUUUGCUGUCCCAGGAGGGCUUAUUGGUGUGGGAACAACCAUGGACCCAACUCUAACACGUGCUGACAGACUGGUUGGCCAGGUUCUUGGUGAAGUAGGUUCACUACCUGAUGUUUACGUAGAGCUUGAGAUCAAUUUCUUCCUACUCCGGAGGCUGUUGGGUGUGAGGACGAAAGGUACAGAGAAGGCAGGGAAGGUGUCGAAGCUCACCAAGGGUGAGAUCCUCAUGCUUAACAUAGGGUCCAUGUCCACAGGCGCCCGUGUGCUCGCUGUUAAGAACGAUCUUGCCAAGCUACAGCUCACCGCGCCUGUCUGCACGAGCCGAGGAGAGAAGGUUGCUCUGAGCCGUCGCGUUGAGAAGCAUUGGCGCCUCAUCGGAUGGGGCCAGAUCCAGGCAGGUACAACACUUGAAGUACCAGCGUGCCCGGUGUAAAGCGUCAUACUCAGACGUGAGCUGAAGUUGUGUGCAAAAGAGAAAAAAAAAUGAGUUUGUUGUUAGUCCUGUCCCUGCGUUACUGCAGAUCCAAAGUCCUGGGUCACUCUAAUUUUAUUUUGUUUCGUUCAAUUUUGGAGGCCGUUUGCAUUAUGAUUCCUGUGAACAUUACCAGGUCGGAAACCAGUAUUGUGAACAUUAUGAGUACGGCAUAUGGAUCAGCAUUUGCCAAUUUCUUCUUUCGCACCAAAAUUUAGACUUGCCUUCAUAUGGUUUGUGCCUCAAGAAGUGGCUGUAUGCCUGUAUAUAUAAGACUGUCUGCAACUCUCUAAA
Messenger RNA from Zea mays, 2169 nucleotides. RefSeq lists its product as uncharacterized. The record is from RefSeq and is a predicted model, not a curated record. The transcript has 9 exons. Gene Ontology annotation, cellular component: cytosol; eukaryotic translation initiation factor 2 complex. Gene Ontology annotation, biological process: formation of translation preinitiation complex. The coding region runs from base 217 to 1836 and encodes 539 amino acids. Gene Ontology annotation, molecular function: GTP binding; GTPase activity; translation initiation factor activity. Lineage: Eukaryota; Viridiplantae; Streptophyta; Magnoliopsida; Poales; Poaceae.